Messenger RNA from Hypoxylon trugodes, 1642 nucleotides. RefSeq names its product N-glycosylation protein-domain-containing protein. The record is from RefSeq and is a predicted model, not a curated record. Gene Ontology annotation, cellular component: endoplasmic reticulum membrane. Gene Ontology annotation, biological process: cellular response to oxidative stress; protein N-linked glycosylation. The transcript is spliced from 2 exons. Lineage: Eukaryota; Fungi; Ascomycota; Sordariomycetes; Xylariales; Hypoxylaceae. The coding region runs from base 406 to 1179 and encodes 257 amino acids.
CCUGGCGGCCCGGUUUAAUACGGUACAAUGACCUCACAGGCCACAUCGCUCAUUAUCGUUACCACCAUUAACCCACCACCAUUACUUCCAUUACUUGUACAUACAUAGCUACGUGCCUACAUACAUAUACCCAAUCUUGCACAUCUUAGCAAAAAUCACACAUCAUAAAAUGCGACAACGAUACUUGUUCCUCUGAGCAACAUUCGGUUGGCUUUCUUUUCUUCCUCUUCCUCUCCCUCUCCCUCUCCCUCGUCCCCUUCUUCCGUCGUUGUGCUUUUCUCGAACCAAGCCCGACACACACUUCCUAUGGCCACCUCGGCAAGACGACGAGCAAUUGACCAGGCACAGCAAACAACUGGAGUGGCCGUAGCCAUCGACUCGAGCCCUGUCCGGGAGGCUCCUUGAAUGGCCGACCCACCACCCUCCUACUCCUCUUCCUCUUCCUCUCCUCCAUCCAAAAACGAUUCCGAAAAGCCUCGUCCCCCUGUCGUAGCCGUCUCCCUUUUGCAGCCUCGUGUUGCCGUUGCCCUCGGUGUGCCCAAACGUUGGCAUUAUACCCUCUCAGUCUGCCGUCUAUUGUCCAUUGUACCUCCUAUUUGCUGGGGGGUGCGCUUUACUUUACGGUUCCUACUCGCUGAUCUGCUACGCCUAUCUGACCAGCGAAGCCAUGACCGUGAUGCCGCCACUUUUACUCUGAGGUUGACCGAGACGGCUUUGGCCGUCAUUUGGUGUUGCGCCUCAGCAUAUCUCGCUUUCUUCUUCACCGACUGCCUCAUGUCACGCUGGCUCAUUAAUUACACCCCGCAAGCGACAGUCGUCCGUCUUUUCACCAUUAGUUGCGCCUUUGCUUAUCUGACCUCGUGGAUCGUUUUCCUAACGGGCGGAUCUCAGGAUCCUGGAUUGCUGCUGCCGGCUUGGAUCGGUAUUGCUACCAUAUUGACCGCAUGCUACCACUAUACUCAACGCAAGAUUAAGAUCCGUAAGGAGACCUUUGCUAGCAUUAGCGUAUUCUCCAUUGCGAGCUUCAUCAGCAUGGUUGCUUUAUUGCUCCAUUCACAUUCGAUGAGGGUUGGAUAUCAGAAUGUACCAUUGGUUGCGUUGGUCAAGCGAGGUUCGCAAAUUGCGUGUGAAAUCGUUUUUUGCGUCCUCGGCGUGACUAGGGACAUAGACGGGUUAUAAUAUGGAGAUGCGUCGUUGCUCUAUGUUCUUUCCUUCGUUGUGCUUCCGUUAGCCACUACUCGCACGUUGAAACAUCUCAUUUGGCUGGAUUCCCGCGAUAUUUACACCCGCACCUUUCGAUACCUACCUAGGUAGGUAUCCAUUGACCCAGCAAUCGGCGGCGGCAGCUAAGAACUUAAGAUAGACUUGUUCUGUGAUGAAGCGGAGACGCUGUCUUGAAAAGAGUACUCUAGGCUAGGCGCGGGAUGCCUUUCUAAAAUGACAUGGUCACCCUUCAAGCCCUCUCUUAUUGUGCUGGAUGCCUGUGAGCUGCGUCUUGGGCCAUGAUCUAGUUCGUGCGUAUCACCCUUACCCGUAUAGAAAGAUCCAGUGAUGAUAGCGAAUGACGCAUCACGCUAAUAAGAGAUGUCCGAAUAGGAAGACUAUGUUAACAACACCCACUAUGGUUGACCAUAUCAAAAAC